ACACCCCAAACCCGAUACGUGGCGUCAAACGGGUAUACGGGAUCCGAAGCUCCGGAGCCAGACGAGACGACGAGAGGAGGAAGAAGAAGAUGAAGGUCCGCUCGUCGGUGAAGCGGUUGUGCGGCUUCUGCAAGGUGGUCAAGCGCCGGGGCAUCGUCUUCAUCCAGUGCACCUCCAACAAGAAGCACAAGCAGCGCCAGGGCUUCUCCACCCUCGCCGCCUGCCUCCCCCCUCCCCCGCCGCCGCCGCCAACAGGCACCUCCGCCUCCGCCAUCGCGUUCGCCGCCGCCGCUGAGGCCCCUAAGGUGGCCAAGCCGGAUUUGUCAAUGAAGUUUAACUGGCCGCUGGGUUUAGCCGCCUUGCUCAAGAAUGGUGAUAAAUAAUGUAUCCGCUCCAUUGUUGACAUUUUCUUAAUCAGAUAAUGAAGGCUAGAUAGUUGGUAUUUUUAUAUGAAGUGGAUUUUUGAGUUGAAGAAUUCCUGUACCAACAGAUCAUGCCAUCAUGUAUGCAAUAUCAUUAGUUAAACUGGUCUGGUGGUAGAAAUAAUACCGGCAUAAAGUGUACUUUGUUGUCUUGAAAUGUUUGAUUCCAAGAGAGCUGCUACUGUGAACUCUGCUAACCAUCUUGUUGAUUCGUUCA
Molecule: messenger RNA, 639 nt
Organism: Brachypodium distachyon (stiff brome)
Lineage: Eukaryota; Viridiplantae; Streptophyta; Magnoliopsida; Poales; Poaceae
Exons: 2
Coding region: 90-383 (97 amino acids)
Biological process (GO): translation
Cellular component (GO): ribosome
Molecular function (GO): structural constituent of ribosome
Source: RefSeq, a predicted model, not a curated record